AUGUCGUCUGAAGUGCCUCCCACGAACGACUCCAACGUUUACGAGGGCGCCAUUGGUAUCGAUCUCGGUACCACGUACUCUUGUGUCGGUUGGUGGACCAACGAGCGCGUUGAAAUCAUUGCCAAUGACCAGGGUAACCGCACGACUCCCUCGUACGUUGCCUUCACCGAGAGCGAGCGUCUCAUUGGUGACGGAGCCAAGAACCAGGCUGCGAUGAACCCGCGCAACACGGUCUUUGACGCCAAGCGUCUCAUUGGCCGCCGCUUUGACGACCCCGACGUAAAGAAGGACAUGCAGUCUUGGCCAUUUAGCGUCAUUGACCAGAGCGGCAGCCCUUACAUCCAGGUCGACUACCUCGGCGAGCGCAAGACGUUUGCUCCCCAGGAAAUCUCUUCCAUGGUGCUCCAAAAGAUGAAGGAGAUUGCCGAGGCCAAGAUCGGCAAGGAGGUCCAGAAGGCUGUGGUCACUGUACCUGCCUACUUUAACGACUCACAGCGUCUCGCUACGAAGGAUGCCGGCUCCAUUUCCGGCCUUGAUGUGCUGCGUAUCAUCAACGAGCCGACCGCCGCUGCCAUUGCAUACGGCCUCGACUCCAAGUCCAGCAGCGAGAAGAACGUGCUCAUCUUUGACUUGGGCGGCGGCACCUUUGAUGUGUCGCUCCUCAACAUCACAGGCGGUGUGUUUGCUGUGAAGGCCACUGCCGGUGACACGCACUUGGGCGGUGAGGACUUUGACCACGCCCUCCUCGACUUUUUCAAAAAGGACUUUGAGCGCAAGAACAAGGUCGAAAUUGGCGACGAUGCGCGUGCGCUCCGCCGUCUCCGCAGCGCCUGCGAGCGUGCCAAGCGCACGCUUUCCAGUGUUACGCAGACCAGCAUCGAGGUCGACUCUCUCUUUGACGGCAAGGAUUUCCAGGCGAACAUUACGCGUGCGCGUUUCGAGGAGAUCAACGCUGCUGCGUUCAAGAGCACACUCGACCCCGUCGCCAAGGUGCUCAAAGACGCCAAGAUCCCUGCCGACCGCGUCGACGAUAUUGUGCUCGUCGGCGGCUCUACACGUAUCCCCAAGAUCCAGUCACUUGUCUCGGAGUUCUUCAACGGCCGCCAGCUGAACAAGAGCAUCAACCCCGACGAGGCGGUUGCCUACGGUGCCGCGGUCCAGGGCGCUGUACUGACCAACCAGACCAGCGACAAGACUGCGGACCUGCUGCUGCUCGAUGUUGCGCCGCUCUCGCUCGGUGUGGCCAUGCAGGGCGAUUUGUUCGGUGUCGUUGUGCCCCGCAACACGCCCAUUCCCUCCAACAAAACCCGCACCUUUACCACGGUGGAGGACAACCAGACCCAAGUCACAUUCCCGGUGUACGAAGGCGAGCGCACCCAGUGCAAGGACAACCGUCUUCUCGGUGAGUUCGAGCUCACGGGCAUUCCCCCCAUGCCCCGCGGCCAGGCCGAACUUAUGUGCACCUUUGAGGUAGACGCCAACGGUCUCCUCAAGGUCUCUGCACAGGACAAGGCGUCGGGCCGCAAGGCCAACAUCACCAUCACCAACUCUGUCGGCCGCCUGAGCUCGACCGAGAUCGAGCAGAUGAUCAAGGACUCGGAACAGUUCAAGAAUGUGGACAAAGAGUUCCAGGCCAAGCACGACUCCAAGAACGACCUCGAGGCCUAUGUCCACUCUGUCGAGAGCACCGUUUCGAACCCCGCCGCCAACUUUAAGCGCGCUGCAAAGAUCCAGGUCGAGCAGGAGCUGGCCAAGGCGCUCGAGGUCCUCGAGCUCAGCGACGCGUCUGCGGACGACUACCGCCGCUCCUCGCUCCGCCUCAAGCGCGCCAUGCAAAAGGGCCUUGCUGGCGGCCGCUAA
Malassezia vespertilionis is the source of this 1860-nucleotide messenger RNA. RefSeq names its product Heat shock protein ssb1 (gene SSB1). The transcript has 4 exons. Gene Ontology annotation, cellular component: plasma membrane; cytoplasm; cytosol. Gene Ontology annotation, molecular function: heat shock protein binding; ATP-dependent protein folding chaperone; ATP hydrolysis activity. Lineage: Eukaryota; Fungi; Basidiomycota; Malasseziomycetes; Malasseziales; Malasseziaceae. Gene Ontology annotation, biological process: vesicle-mediated transport; protein refolding; cellular response to unfolded protein. The record is from RefSeq and is a predicted model, not a curated record. Bases 1 to 1860 code for a protein of 619 amino acids.